AUGUUCGAUCACCCUUCGAAAUCCUUUGUGUCUGGAGUCGUGGGCACCGCUCUCAUAUUCCUGCUCACCUCGCCUUCGAUAUUCGCCAUUAUAUCCCACUUACGCGCCCCCAAACCCAACGCCAAAACCUACAAAGACGAGGAUGGCGCUGCUACCCCAGAAUCCAUGGCCAAGUACUCGGCCAAGAUUCCCAAGAUUAUCCUCGUAGCCUUCGUUGCUCUUGGUUUUCUCACUUCAAUUGCCUUGGCUGUGCUUGCUACUCUGGGUCGUCGUUCGCCUGCAGUCGUGGAGGAUUGGCUCAAUGCAGCUCAAUGGUUCUUGAUUCUUGUUCAGACCACCGGCGUACUCACGAUACGGGACACCGUCAAGGCCUAUACUCUCGGAAUCCAUACAACCAUUUCAUGCAUCCUACUCCUCGCUGUUCUCCUCUUCCAAGACCAACUCAUCACACAGGCUUCUGGCUUCGAAGGACCAGCAGAGAUAACCACGCUCCGGACCGCACAGCUGUUCAUCGUUAUCUGUACUGGUUUUGCCGGCGUUAGCAUUCCCCGCCGUCCAGAUGUCUUCUACGGAGGUGUACCUCUUGAUGGCAUGUAUACCGUAUCAGCCCUCUCUCGUUACAGCUUCUCCUGGGUGGGUGGCCUGCUCUCCAUGGCGAGAAAGGAAAAGCGCCUCAACCAGGAUGACCUGCACAAAAUGGACCAUUUCACACGAUCAAAGGACCUCAGCGAAUCAUGGAUGAGUCAGAAGCAUACAAGAAAGCUUUGGGUAGAGGUAUUUCUCGCCCACAAGGGAUCAUUUCUCAUUCAAUGGUUUCUCACACUUGUUCAAGCACUGGGACUAUUUGCACCACAAUUCGUAACCUUCCAAAUUCUACGCAUUCUCGAGCGACGAGUUCCUGGGGAGGCUGUUCAUUCCGAGGCUUGGAUUUGGGUUUUUACACUAUGCGUGACGACGAUUGGAUCUACGUGGGUGGAGGCUUGGUUGUUUUGGAUAUCAUGGUCUGAGAUUGCUAUCCCAGUCCGAGCCCAACUAUCUGCCCUUAUAUUUCAAAAAGCAAUGCGAAGAAAAGAUGUAAAGGGCGCUUCGAAAUCAAGCCGAAAAGCAUCUGAUGAGGGUCUUGAUAUCUCCAACGCAAUGGAGGAUCCUGUGGCUGACAAACCCGAAGUCGACGAGGAAGAGGGCGAUCCAAAGGGGAAGCAGUCGACUGUGAAUCUCAUCGGUGUUGACACGAAACGCAUUUCUGACUUCUGCUCCUUCAAUAAUUAUUUCCCUGGCAGUCUGUUCAAGUUGUUAACCUCACUAGCCUUCUUACUCUUGAUUAUUGGGUGGCAAUCAUUGCUUGCUGGGUUUGCAGCAAUGUCUGUGACAAUUCCCAUCAAUAUUUAUUUUAGCAGACGAUAUUCAGCUGCUCAAGAUAGACUUAUGAAAGUCAGAGAUCAAAAAAUGGCAGUCGUUACGGAAGCUCUACAAGGUAUUCGACAAAUCAAAUUCUCAGCCUUGGAGUCCAAUUGGCACGAGAAGAUUGGGAAAGUUCGAAACAAAGAACUGGACGAGCAGUGGCAAGUAUAUCUAUCCGAUACGUUUUUGCUGUUCUGUUGGAUCACCGGUCCUGUAGCCCUCGCAGCAACAUCCCUGGCCGUUUACGCGUUCCUAUAUAGAGAACUCACCCCCUCUGUAGCCUUCACAGCUAUUGGCGUCUUCAACAACCUCGAAGUCACACUGGGCGUGAUCCCCGAGUUAACGACCAACCUCAUCGACGCUUGGGUAUCUAGCGCCCGUAUCGAAAAGUACCUCUCAGCGCCUGAAAUCACCAAGAAUACCAAUGACGCCCCCAACAUUUCUUUCGAGAACGCUGCUAUCGCCUGGGCUUCUGAUGAAGAUAAAGAGGAUGGCGAUGAGCGAUAUGUUUUGCGGAACGUUAAUAUUGCGUUUCCAGAAAAGGAGCUCAGUGUUGUGAGUGGGAAGACGGGGACGGGCAAGAGUUUACUACUGGCUUCCAUACUAGGCGAAGUCGAUGUCCUAGAAGGCAAGAUUAAUGUCCCAUCCCUACCCCACACACUCUCCCGCCAUGAUCACCUUGCGACCCCGGAUAACUGGAUAAUCCCCUCGGCCAUUGCAUUCGUGGCGCAAAUCCCCUGGAUCGAAAACGCCUCCAUCAAAGACAACAUUCUGUUCGGUUUACCCUUUGAUGGAUAUCGGUACAAGAAGGUGCUUGAGGUCUGUGCGCUGAAGAAAGAUCUUGAUAUGCUUGCUGAUGGGGAGAACACUGAGAUUGGCGCGAACGGCAUUAAUUUGAGUGGAGGCCAGAGGUGGAGAGUUACGUUUGCUAGGGCGCUGUAUUCGAGGGCGGGGAUAUUGGUGUUGGAUGACAUCUUUAGUGCUGUGGAUGCGCAUGUCGGACGGUUCAUUUUUGAAAAAGGCCUCACUGGUGAGCUAGGCGUGGGCAGAACCCGAAUUCUAGUCACGCACCAUGUCGCCCUCUGUAAAUCCAAGACAAAAUACAUCGUUGAACUCGGCGACGGCACAGUCGAGCACGCGGGUCUCGUUCAAGAAUUGGAAAACGAAGGUACCCUCCAGGAAAUCAUUAGCCACGAAGAAAGUGCACAGCAAAUCCAAGAAGACGAGGAAUCUAUCGAGUCUACCGCUGUCAACUCUGCGGAAGAGUCUUCUGAUGAAAAUGAGCCGCUGAAAAAGGUGGAUUCGAAGACGCCGAGGAAGUUUGUCGAGGAAGAGGCGAGGGAAGAGGGGAGAGUUAAGACGGCGGUUUAUUUGGCAUAUAUGAAGGCGAGUGGUGGGAUACCAUUCUGGUCGGUGGCUGUUCUUGCAUAUGCUAUUGUGCAAGCACUUACAACUGGUCGAUCAUGGUGGCUCCGUCUCUGGACUGGCAACGACGAACGUCACACAACCGCAACCCACGCUUUCACAUAUUACUUUCAAGUCCACUCGCUCGCGCCCUCAUUCUCAAACUCAACCGCAUCCACUGAGCUUCCUCCACAUGACAACCUGAACUAUUACCUCGGUAUCUACGUCGCGUUCUCCAUCGUCUCAGCUCUCAUCGGUACCUUUAGAUACUGGUUUAUCUUCACUGGAUCUAUCCGCGCCUCUCGCAAGCUCUUCGACAAGCUCUCCUUUACCAUCCUACGAACCCCUUUGAGAUGGAUGGAUACUGUUCCUCUAGGCAGAAUCCUAAACCGCUUUACAGCAGAUUUCAACGUCGUCGAUGCUCGACUAUCAUCUGACAUUGGUUUUGGAGCAAACAAUAUCUUUCGUCUCAUCGGUGUCAUAAUAGCAGGAGUAUUCGUUUCUCCCUACAUUAUACUCAUCUCCAUCGCUUUACUAGCAAUCUGCGUACAUAUAGCCCUCCGCUACCUCCCCGGCGCCCGCGAAGUAAAACGUCUCGAGUCCAACGCCAAGUCUCCCGUAUUCGAGCAAUUUGGUAGUGCCCUAACAGGUGUUGGCACAAUUCGCGCUUUUGACAAGACUGACACCUACAUAACACGCAUGUUUUCCAAGAUCGACGACCACUCGACAUCCUUCUGGCACUUGUGGGCCUUUAACCGCUGGAUGGGAUUCCGCAUGUCUCUUGUAGGCGGAGUUUUCGCUACUUUUGUGGCCAUCUUUAUCCUUUGUAUGAGUGAUAUCGAUGCCUCUUUGGCGGGCUUUGCACUCAGUUUUGCGCUGGAGUAUACUAGUACUGUGGUGUGGACUAUCAGGCAUUAUGCUAAUCUAGAGCUGGAUAUGAAUGCCGCAGAGCGCAUUAUCGAGUACUCGAACCUAGAAACCGAGUCUCAAAGCGGUGUUGACCCGCCAGCGCACUGGCCAUCCGAAGGACGUCUCGAAGUCAACGAUCUGGUUGUAAGCUAUGCGGACGACCUACCGCCUGUACUUAAAGGCCUUACCUUCCGCGUCGAACGCAACGAGCGUAUCGGCGUCGUUGGCCGGACCGGCGCAGGGAAAUCAUCUCUCACCUUAGCACUGUUCCGCUUCCUCGAAGCACAACAGGGAAGUAUCCACAUCGACGGCCUCGACAUCUCCAAGAUAAACCUCCACGCGCUGCGCUCCCGCCUCGCCAUCAUCCCGCAAGACCCCGUUCUGUUCUCGGGCACUAUCCGUUCGAACCUCGACGCCUUCGACCAACACUCCGACAUCGAGCUGUGCGACGCCCUCGUACGCGUGCACCUCAUCACCGAAGCCGAAGCCCUACACAUAUCUUCCGGCACCAACACCCCCACCCCCCUCACACCCACGACCACGAACCGCAAGAACAAAAACCUCUUUGCGAAUCUCAACACGCCCAUCACAGAAGGCGGGCUCAACCUCUCGCAAGGCCAACGCCAACUCCUCUGCCUAGCCCGCGCCAUCGUCUCGCGCCCGAAAAUCAUGGUCCUCGACGAAGCGACAAGCGCCGUGGACAUGGAGACAGACGCGCUGAUCCAGCGCAGCAUCCGCGAAGAAUUCGGCGACAGCACACUGAUCGUCAUCGCGCACCGCCUGAGCACAAUUGUCGAUUUCGACAAGAUCCUCGUGUUGGGCGAGGGCCGCGUCAAGGAGUUUGGCAGUCCGGCAUCGUUGUGGGGGAAUGAGGAGGGCGUGUUUAGGGGCAUGGUGGGGGAGAGUGGAGAGAGGGAGAAAUUGGAGAAGAUUAUUCUGGAGGCCGGUGCCGAGUGA
This is a messenger RNA of Lachnellula hyalina, 4671 nucleotides long. RefSeq names its product ATP-dependent bile acid permease. The record is from RefSeq and is a predicted model, not a curated record. NCBI's taxonomy places the organism in Eukaryota, Fungi, Ascomycota, Leotiomycetes, Helotiales, Lachnaceae. Gene Ontology annotation, cellular component: membrane. Bases 1 to 4671 code for a protein of 1556 amino acids. Gene Ontology annotation, biological process: transmembrane transport. Gene Ontology annotation, molecular function: ATP hydrolysis activity; ABC-type transporter activity; ATP binding. The transcript has 7 exons.